UGAAAUAAACAUUAUAAUCAUGAGUUGCUUUAAAAGUCGGACUGAGGAUAAUGCUGAAUUUAGAGAAGCCAAACAGCACACAAAAAAUUUCUUUAACACCACCAAAUUGCUUCUGCUAGGUACUGGCGAGUCUGGGAAAACCACUAUAAUCAAACAAAUGAAGAUAUUACAUAUUAAUGGCUUUUCUACGGAAGAUAAACUGGAAAAAAUAAAAUAUAUUAAACAAAACAUACACGAAUCUAUUUACGAUAUUGUGAGUAACAUGGAUAAGAUUAAUCCUCCAACAAAAUUUCAAAGUGAAAAGGCCGAGAGUGCGGGCAAGUGGAUUUUAAAUAUUGGUCAACAAGAACCAACUGAAUAUUCCCAGGAAUACUAUGACAAUAUAAAAAUAAUCUGGGCUGACGAAGGUGUUCAAGAGACUUUUAGAAGAUCCAAUGAAUAUCAAUUAAUUGACAGUGCCAAACAUUUCUUAGAUCGAAUAGAUGAAGUAAGAAAAUCUGAUUAUUUACCUACCGUCGCCGAUAUACUCCAUUGUCGUAUAAAAACAGUGCAAAUAUCUAAAAUAGAAUUCGACGUAAAAGUACCGAAAAGCCAAGGUGGAGGUGUAGCAAAAUUUUGGAUGUUUGACGUUGGAGGACAAAGAGGUGAACGAAGGAAAUGGAUCAAAGUAUUUGAUGAAGCGAUACAGGCCAUACUUUUUCUUAUAGCCGCAAGCGAUUUCGACUUAAAAUUACGCGAGGAUGGCCUAAAAAAUCGUCUGAAGGAAGCUUUUGAACUUUUUGAUUCCAUUUACAAAAACAAGUUCUUACGAAAUGCUGGCUUAAUUGUUUUCCUAAACAAACAGGAUCUGCUUGAACAAAAGAUUAAGGAAGGACACAAACUGGAGCCAGAAUUUCCAGAAUUUAACGACUAUAUUCCUAAAGAGAAAGAUGUUGAUUCAAAUAACUACUAUCUUAAAGCAAAAUAUUUCAUGAGACAUAAAAUAAAUGAAAUUGCAUCGCAACCUAUUACUGAAGAAGAAAUUAAAAAUGGACAUCUUUCAACUAGAAUACUACCCAAGAGAGAAGUUUAUACCCAUUUCACAGUAGCAACAGAUACCAAUAACAUCAAAAAAGUUUUUGAAGGCGUACAAGAAAUGAUAUUAAUACAUAAUAUUUCUAAUUUUUAAGUGAAUAUAAAGUUGUAUUAAACAUGUACAUCAGAUGUUCAAUAUAAAAAUAUAAACAACAACUUCAUAUAAGUAA
Molecule: messenger RNA, 1244 nt
Organism: Aethina tumida (small hive beetle)
Lineage: Eukaryota; Metazoa; Arthropoda; Insecta; Coleoptera; Nitidulidae
Gene: Galphaf
Product: guanine nucleotide-binding protein G(f) subunit alpha
Exons: 6
Coding region: 20-1168 (382 amino acids)
Biological process (GO): adenylate cyclase-modulating G protein-coupled receptor signaling pathway
Cellular component (GO): heterotrimeric G-protein complex
Molecular function (GO): G protein-coupled receptor binding; GTPase activity; GTP binding
Source: RefSeq, a predicted model, not a curated record